Messenger RNA from Andrographis paniculata, 1528 nucleotides. RefSeq names its product nuclear transcription factor Y subunit B-3-like. The record is from RefSeq and is a predicted model, not a curated record. Gene Ontology annotation, molecular function: protein heterodimerization activity; RNA polymerase II cis-regulatory region sequence-specific DNA binding; DNA-binding transcription activator activity, RNA polymerase II-specific. The transcript has a single exon. Gene Ontology annotation, cellular component: CCAAT-binding factor complex; nucleus. NCBI's taxonomy places the organism in Eukaryota, Viridiplantae, Streptophyta, Magnoliopsida, Lamiales, Acanthaceae. Gene Ontology annotation, biological process: regulation of transcription by RNA polymerase II. Bases 594 to 1184 code for a protein of 196 amino acids.
CCGCAGACGUUAGACCUCUUCUCCCAAUCCUCUCUCUUUCAAUCAGAUUUCCGGCGCCGGAAAGUUUGUCGGAGGUGUUCUAUCGCCGGACAUCUUCUGUCUUACCAACCUGGUUUUCGUGUCGAAGUGUUUUUGUUAUUAUUAUUUUUUCCUUUUCCCUUUUCUACUCGAUUAUGUGGAAGGAAUGGUUUGAAUUUCACGUAUAUAGUUGAUUAUCGGAGUUUCUGAAGCUGAUAAGUUGAAGCUUCUUUCUUCGUUUUCGUUUCUAAUUUUUAGUUACUUUACUGUAAUUGGUUGCAUUUGUAUGUGCGUGUUUUGUGAAUGCUGGUUGAAUUUGUAUGAUUCAGUUUUUACAGUAAACCCUAACUUUUAUGUUGAAGAACUGCUAUAUCGUACUUUACAACUGUACUGUUCGUACUGACAAUUCCCUGUAUAUUUCUACAAAGCAAAAAAUCAACAGAGAAGUUUUCACAAGUUUCUACUCCUAACUUCUCCUAGCUAAUCAAUCGUAGUAUUUCACUCCCGGAGAGAAGGAAAAAUUGUGGAGAGUUAUAGAACGCACCUGAGCGAGCGAUUCACCGAAGGAAGAAGUAAUGGCGGAUUCCGACAACGAAUCAGGCGGAAACCGAGACCACAACUCGCAGAGCGAGAUGUCCCCGCGGGAGCAGGACAGGUUCCUCCCGAUCGCCAACGUGAGCAGGAUCAUGAAGAAAGCGUUGCCGGCGAACGCCAAAAUAUCAAAAGACGCGAAGGAAACGGUGCAGGAGUGCGUGUCGGAGUUCAUCAGCUUCAUCACCGGCGAGGCGUCGGAUAAGUGCCAGCGCGAGAAGAGGAAGACGAUCAACGGCGACGAUUUGCUGUGGGCGAUGACCACCCUAGGGUUCGAGGACUACGUGGAGCCGCUGAAGGUUUAUCUGCAGAGGUUUAGGGAUAUGGAGGGGGAGAAAAGCGCCAUGGCGGGGAGAGGCGAGAAGGAGGACGGCAGCAGUGGCGGCGGGAAUGGCGGAGUCGGCGUGAACAUGGGGAGUGGCGGUGGCGGUGGCGGUGGCGGUUACGAGGGGAUCUAUGGUAUGAGUGCGACUGCAAUGGGUGGACCCGUUUACGGGUACGGGCAAAUGGGCGGGCCCGGUAAAUCCGGGUCGGGAUACCACAUGGGAUCCGGGUCGGGUGGAAGGCCCAGAUAGCUGAGGCUGCUUUUGUUCUCUUUAAUCAUUAGUCUUAAUUGGGUAGAAUAUAUAUAUACACUCCAUAUAUACAUAGAUUAAUUAAUUAGUGGAGAUGGAGCAUUAAUUAUUGUAUAUUUAAAUAUCUAAUAAUUAUACUUGUCUAUGAUUAAAUUAAAUAUUUAUAAAUAUAUAUAGACAUUAUUUAUAAGGAAAACUAAAUUAUUUUAUUUUAAAUAGCGGGUGGGGUUAGUGAUUCCCUAAAACUUGGGCAAAAUCAUUAAUAUUCGGGCCCAGUUUGUUGGUGACUCUAUUCAUUAUUCACUGUUUACUUGUACGUAUGUAUGUGUAUAUAUAUUAUUGUG